CAACAGGUUAUUGUUUUAAUCAUAUUCUAGCUACUUGAUUCGCGACGAUCCCCAUCACGUUGUGUGCUUAGUCCAGUGAGUUAUAUAAACUACAAACGUUGCCAUGUCCGCCAAGCUGUUCCAAGCCACCAAACGCCAGCUGUGCUCCCAACUGCAACGUCGUUACAGCUCAAAGAUCAACGAUGUUGUUGUUGUGUCUGCAGCACGCACGCCGAUUGGCAGCUUUCAGAGCCAGCUGGCCCCGCUGUCGGCUACACAGCUGGGUGCAGUAGCCAUUGAGGCAGCCAUACAGCGUGCUGGCAUUGGCAAGAGCGAUGUCAACGAGGUGAUUAUGGGCAAUGUGGUCUCUGCCGGUUUGGGACAGGCGCCAGCACGUCAGGCGGCCAUUUUUGCCGGCCUGCCCACCAACGUGUGCUGCACCACUGUCAACAAGGUCUGCUCCUCAGGCAUGAAGUCAGUGAUGCUGGGCGCUCAGUCGCUGAUGCUUGGUCAAGCUGAUGUGGUCGUUGCCGGUGGCAUGGAGUCCAUGUCCAAUGUACCAUAUUAUCUGAAGCGUGGUGCCACGCCCUAUGGAGGUGUCAAUCUUACAGACGGUAUAGUCCAUGACGGCCUCUGGGACGUAUACAACAAGUUCCACAUGGGCAACUGUGCCGAGAAUACCGCCAAGAAGAUGCAGAUCUCGCGUCAGGAUCAGGAUGCCUUUGCAAUUGAGUCAUACAAGCGUUCGGCCAAGGCCUGGAGCGACAAAGUGUUUGCUGAUGAGAUUGCGCCCGUCAAGAUUCAGCUCAAACGCAAGCCCGAAGUUACCAUUGUUGAGGAUGAGGAAUACAAGCGUGUCAACUUUGACAAAUUCGGACAACUGGCAACAGUAUUCCAGCGCGAGAACGGCACAGUCACAGCGGGCAAUGCUUCCACGUUGAAUGAUGGCGGUGCCGCCGUCGUCCUGAUGACUGCCGAGGCAGCUAAACGUGCUGGCCUGAAGCCACUUGCACGCAUUGUUGCCUUCCAGGAUGCCGAAACGGAUCCUAUUGAUUUUCCCAUUGCACCAGCAUUUGCUGUGCCCAAGCUGCUGGAGCGUGCUGGUGUACGCAAGGAAGAUGUUGCCAUGUGGGAAAUCAAUGAGGCAUUCUCGCUGGUGGUGCUUGCUAACAUACGCAAAAUGGAUGUAGAUCCAGCAAAGGUGAACGUGCAUGGUGGCGCUGUUUCCAUUGGUCAUCCCAUUGGCAUGUCGGGUGCCCGUUUGGUCACACACUUGUCGCACACGCUAAAGGCUGGCGAACUUGGAUGCGCUUCCAUUUGCAAUGGCGGUGGCGGUGCCUCCUCUAUUUUGCUGCAGAAGCUUUAAAACAGGCAACAAAAAACAGGCUUUUGAAACCAGAAUUGCAUUUAUUGAUGUUGAAACUCGUUGUAAUUGUAAAUGAUUUGAAAUUUUAAUUAUUCAUAUUGUAUUUGCAUAGCAUUUAAUUAGAAUCUUGU
This is a messenger RNA of Drosophila busckii, 1476 nucleotides long. It is a transcript of the gene Acat1, whose product is annotated as acetyl-CoA acetyltransferase, mitochondrial. Gene Ontology annotation, molecular function: acetyl-CoA C-acetyltransferase activity. The transcript has a single exon. Lineage: Eukaryota; Metazoa; Arthropoda; Insecta; Diptera; Drosophilidae. Gene Ontology annotation, biological process: fatty acid beta-oxidation. The record is from RefSeq and is a predicted model, not a curated record. Bases 104 to 1345 code for a protein of 413 amino acids.